GCUGAUUGGUCUUUACUAGAGAACGCAAUAUUUUCCGCCAUCUUUCGUCAAACAACGGAAAUCUCCGACAGAAGAUGAAGAAAAUUGGUUUUUAGGAAAAUUACAGACAGAAUAUGACAAUCGGAAACGAUUUUGAGUUCCAUGUGUAAGACUUUACAAGCAUGAGGAGUUUAAAUAUAGCCGGAUUGUGAUAAAAUGGGUAAUUUGCGAUAAUCUGUCUCCGCGGCGUUUCCGACAUGUCUGAAGUCGACAUUGCCGAAGAUCUACCGAAUGGUGACGAUUCGGCUUUCGCGGAUGAGCAGCACGAUGGAAGCGGCGAUGCUUCAAACUCUGUAGUUCAGGCUGUAGAUACAGAAAACGACGGCCACAGCACAAUAAGUGCUGAACAUGUAUUUGUUGCAACGUCGCAGGGUCUUCUGACAGCUGCAGAACAUUUUCAAGAAGCAAACGGCCUUAAAACGACACACAUUGUCAUUCACGACCAAACUCUGACAGUUGAUUCUAGUGGUCUGAAGACACCUACCACCCCUAUACCCCCUCCCACCCCUGCUACACCACUAAGCCGAGAGAAGGGAUUGAAAUACCAAUGGGACGAUUCUGUACACAUGACAAUUUUACCAGUGCGUUGUAAACACACGAAUGGAGAGCUGCACAAAGCUAAAUUUGGUUCAGGAGGAAGAGGGCGUUGUAUCAGAGCAUUUGAUGACGAAUGGUUCACUCCUAACGAAUUUGAGGCUAAGAGUGGACGUGCAAGCAGCAAGGAUUGGAAGCGAAGUAUCCGCUACGGAGGCAGAACGUUGCAGUGUCUGAUUGAAGAUGGUAUCCUCCAGCCCCAUGCCACCUCUUGUACAUGUGCAGCUUGUUGUGAUGAUGAAUCUGUGACUGGCCCCAUCCGAUUGUUUGUACCAUACAAGAGAAGAAAAAAGGACAGCGACAGUGAUGCUUCCUCUCCAACACGUAUAGAAACCAUUCCUGUGCCAGUCAAUAUAUCCAAAAAGCCAAGGAUGAAUUCCACCAAAUCGCCAGGCCCACCUGUCACACCAGUAUCUUUAGCCAAUGCUAUUACUCUUGGAAAUCAAGUUCCUGUGUCGAUGAAAGACCAUGUAGGUAUGAUGGUAUCGAUUGGCAACAACAUCAACACUCACGCACAGGGGCCACAACCAAUCAAAAUGACAAGUGCUGAUGGGGAAACUGUACAGAUAUUUACAACAGACGCAGCUGGAAAUAUCAUAACUGGAGACGCAGUGGUGAUGACCCCCUUACCUGUAACCCCUAAAGCUCCCCAGGCCACUGUGAUGACCGUGCCCGAUGUAUCUGAACAAAGACAGUGGUGGCAACUCGAGGAGCUUGUGAAUGGAGUACUGAGCCAAGCCCAACAGAUAAAAGGUCUGAUUGAACAAGCCAAGCAACAGAGUCAGAUGUCUCGAGAUGCUGCCAUUCAUCAACUCAAGAUGCAGAUGGACAAAGAAAAACAAGAUGCACUGAAUGCAGCACGAAUUGAGGCCCAGAUGAGCAUACAGCGUGCAGUAAUGGAAGAACGGGCUCAGAAAGAUAUCGCAGUACAGCAGGCACUGGCCACGGCACGGGCAGAGUUACAGGAGAAAUUAGACUCAGUUACUGUGGUGACAUGUGACAAAGUGACAUAUAAUGACUCGUGGACUCACCAAGGAAGCCAGAAUAACAUAGAGAGCAUCAUGGUCACAGAAGUAGAAGACGAUUCUGACAAGGAGAAAGAAUGAGUGGUCUAUUACGUGUUUCACAGAGACUAGUCAGUUGUGUUCAUGAGCCAUCUGGGCGGAUUUACCGACACCAGGAUCGCACAUUAUUGUAUUGAUUAGGCAUAGAUAUUUGUCUCUACAGAUGUAGUCUAGACAGACCAUGUAACAUCAACCGACAUUAGAUCUGAAUGAUCCCUGGAUUACAUGUUUCUUUCUAUAGAUAAGACACUGUAUGGAUAUGUUAGCACAAUGCCCCUUUCAAAUUCCCAAAUCAAAUGAGGCUGCUUUGAUUUAAUCAAUUACACAAGUAUUCCUUCAUUUUUGACUUUGAGAAAUCCAAGAUUUCCACUCAAUACACAUAUCUUGUCUGUGUCCUUGAAUAUGCAAUAAUAAAGCCAAAGGAUUUAUGUUACCCACUAGAUAAAUUUACCAAUCUAGAUAUGAAAUUAUAAAGGUUAGAAAGGUAUAUUCAGCUACAGAGCCUUUGAUUCCAAGAGUAGAGAAGAUUGGAACUCUUCGAUUUGGAUGUGCUCAUGGGCAAGUUGCAAUCCACCAUCAUUUCAGCUAGAAUGAUUAUCCGACCUUUCUAGAAGAUAUUGUUCCGACUGGGGUUGACCAUUCUGCAAACCUAAAGCCUCAACCAACUGUUACCCAAAUUGCAGACCAACUGCAACAAUUUGACUAGAGCGUACGAGUAGUUUUUUCAAAACCUUGGGUCACCAGAUGUUAUAUAAUGUACAGCCGUAGCCAGCAACACCAUCUAACACCAGCAUUGUAUAUAUUUAUCUAGUGGAGACGAGGAAGAGAAGCCAUUUUGUGUGCCUUAGUUUUCAGUCCUACAUAUAUAGCAGCUGCCCCAUAGCUAUAUAUAUAUUGGUUAACACUUAAUAUAGAACUGGCUGUCCAUGCUUUUUAUGAAAAUUUAUAAUAUAUCAUUAUUUAUUGUUGUUAUUAUAAAUAAUUAGUUCGUUUCAUUGUUAUACUCAAUCAAAUUAAAACUAGAUUCUUAUUUACCACGAUUCUGUGGAUCUGGGGAUAAAAAAAACCACUACAGACUUUGACACGUUUUAAUAUCCCUCAAAACUGUCAUCGUUGAAAAUAUGUGUACAUGUGGGUACUGCAGAAAAAUAUUAUCCCAGUUACAGAGUAGGUGGUAGUUGAUGUAAGAAGAUUAUAUCUGUAUUUAAUAUCGGAUAUUUUAACAUGAACACGGCUUCGACCUGCAGUCGAAGGUACAUGUAUGUAAUUCAGGGUCGGAAACACAAAUCAAUGUACCGGGUAUUACUGUGCAGAUGGAAAUAUUUGCAAGAGAUUUAAUUUUGAUCUUCUUGCGGUCAUUAAAUUAACCAUUGAAAUACACAUCCAGUGAAAAUUUAAUAUAUUAAAUUAAUUUUCACAUGCAAAUGUAUAAAAUGUUUCAUUAUGCAGAUUGCUUACAAGGUGGUGUGCUGCAAAGUUUAAUAGCUAGGACUAGUUCUGAUUAGAACAACCGUAAAAUUAAGAAAUGUGAAAUUAAACAACGAUGCAGUAGUCCAUUUCAAACAAGACAUUUAAACUUUUGAUAUUGACGGUACAGUACAAUGAAGUAAGUUUUAAACCAAGCAUUGCUGUUAAUUUUUUUUUUACUCAAUAGCAUUAAAAUACAGUUCAACAAUGUAUAUAUUCUGGCUUCUUAAAAUAAAGCCGUUAAUUUUGAUUUGAUUGGUUGUUUAGGCUAGAAAUUUCUGUUAUUCAUGGUAUAUCAGUACUAACAGAAACUAAGCAUCGUAAAGAAUUGGUAUCAACUUGUCUAAAGAGUGUGACAUCAAGACUUCUAUCGUAUAGAACUGGAUAACCUUGUCCAAGCAAUAUAGGCAGUGUAAUGAUUAUGUUAUAAUUACAACUGAAGAAAAAUUACAGAAAUUACAAAAAUUACAAUGAUAUAUUUUAUUUGAGAUAUAUGUUGUUGAAAAUGUUUGUAAUUUUGAUAUUGUUAUGUUUUUAACUCUCUAACCUGGCAAGAUAUUGAUUCAUUUAAAACAUAAUAUUUUAUCACCAUUUAAAAUAUUGUAUUUCACUGUAGAUAGUCAUUCCAGAUUGUUCAGUAACUUUAUAAUACAGAUAAUCGCUUUUCCCUUGAAAGGUAGUUAUCAAGUUAAAAUGCAAUACAUUCAAAACUGCAGCAAAAGGACUUUUGUUUUUUCGUUUAUUCAUGUCUGCUACCUGUUAAAAUAUGUUAUUGUUUUUAAUGGCCAUCACUGAAAAUGUAUUGUCUUAUGUAAAAAAAAUUGUACAAUAUUUAAGCGUCAGUUUGUGCAGUCUCUUUCUAUGGUGCCGCACAGUAGUAGAACUUGGUAACCUCUGACCUUUUGUACAUAUAUAAUUUGUGUUUGCAUUUAGGAUUUCAUUUAUUUAAGAUAAUGUGACAAAGUGCUAUUGAAAGUGUCGGACAGGCAACAAUUUAAUUGUUAGUCUUAAUCUAGACACUGAUUCUCAAAAAAGUAUUUGAAAAAAAAAAUGAAAAAAAAUAUAUAAAAACACAAAAAAAAAAAAAAAAAAGACGAAACAAAAACAAGGUGAAAAUUUCAAAGUUUUCAAAUGUGUACAAAAAUUGUCCACAUAGGAUUAUAAUAUAUUAACCAGAUGAAAGGUAUUUUUUGUUAGGAUUUUUAAAGUAUUGCAUUGGUUACCACCUUUUAAUGUGAUAUACUUACUAUACAUCUGUAUUUCUGUCCUGAAUGUUUGGUGGUUGGGGAUUGUUUGUAACGGCUGAUAUUUUAAUAUUUGUCGGUACAACCACAGGGACAUGUCUAGUCUUCUAUUUUAAAAAGAUAGCCAUGGCGAUAAGUUCCUAUAUAAAACUAGACAUGUCCCUGUGGUACAUACUACAACUGUGGCUGUUACAAGUUAAUCCCAGGUAAGAAAAUGUGAAAGGGAGAAUGUAUGGUAUAUGAUGUGUGGAUGUCAACAUACACGACGUUAUUAUUAAUAUUGAAGAGAGAGGAGACAGGAAAAGUUGAUGGAGAAGUUCGACUAUUUUCCUGGUAAAUAAAUGAACACUUGGUUACAU
This is a messenger RNA of Pecten maximus, 4767 nucleotides long. Its product is annotated as deformed epidermal autoregulatory factor 1 homolog. The coding region runs from base 237 to 1739 and encodes 500 amino acids. Gene Ontology annotation, molecular function: RNA polymerase II cis-regulatory region sequence-specific DNA binding; DNA-binding transcription activator activity, RNA polymerase II-specific. The transcript has 7 exons. Lineage: Eukaryota; Metazoa; Mollusca; Bivalvia; Pectinida; Pectinidae. The record is from RefSeq and is a predicted model, not a curated record. Gene Ontology annotation, biological process: positive regulation of transcription by RNA polymerase II.